This is a messenger RNA of Mycosarcoma maydis (corn smut), 1569 nucleotides long. Its product is annotated as phenylalanine--tRNA ligase. Lineage: Eukaryota; Fungi; Basidiomycota; Ustilaginomycetes; Ustilaginales. Gene Ontology annotation, biological process: phenylalanyl-tRNA aminoacylation. Gene Ontology annotation, molecular function: ATP binding; phenylalanine-tRNA ligase activity; tRNA binding. Gene Ontology annotation, cellular component: mitochondrion; cytoplasm. The record is from RefSeq and is a predicted model, not a curated record. Bases 1 to 1569 code for a protein of 522 amino acids. The transcript has a single exon.
AUGAUCAAGCUGCCAUCGCAGGCAGCGUGUAGAGCCUGUUUUGGUACCAGACGGGCGGCGCGACCAGCUCAAAUCCAUGCAAGGGUGCAGCAUCUCACCUCCCAGGUAAACUUUGUGAGACGAUGUAUCGUCGACUCAUCGUUCGCCUUAGCCACGAGUAUUGUCCAUGCGAGACCAGACUCUCAAUCCUUUUCGACGUCAAUCGCUGUCAAGCUUGGUGCUACCGCUGCGAGCCGAUUUCCAGCAACCAUCAGCAUACUGGGAAAAGAAUACCCGACCGACGAUUACACCAAUAUCCCAGCCUCGAUCCUGUCGCGCCUUUCCACCACGCCUCAGCUUCCUUACACCAAGAAUCACCCUCUAGCUCUUCUACGUGAUCAGCUCGAGGCUUCAGUCGGACCAAAAUACACGGCUAUUCACGCAGCAUCACCCGUGGUCACUACCGAACUUAAUUUUGAGGAUCUCGGCAUCGCCGCGGAUCACCCUGGCCGCAGCCCUACCGAUACCUACUAUGUGAACCGUAACACGUGCUUACGCACCCACACAUCAGCACACGAAGUCGAGACGUUCCGCAACAAGCACGAAAGAUGGCUGCUCACGGCCGACGUGUAUCGCCGCGAUGAAAUCGAUGCUUCGCACUACCCCAUCUUUCACCAGGUGGAAGGUGCGGCCAUCUUUGCUCACGAGGACUACGCGAUCGGCGGCAAGGUAGAGGCAGAAUGUCAAGAGAUGGAGGCCAAACUGGCCAAGGCGAAUUUCGAGAUCCAAGACCAUGUAGGUCUGUUGGAGGCCGGAGGAUACCAGAGCCAUCACGAUCCUCGUGAAGCGGCGCUCGCCGUACGUCACCUGAAGGCAACACUCAACGGUCUUGUCUUGGACUUGUUUGCCGAUCGACAUGCUUUUGAGACGGCGCAAAAGGGAGGUUCGUCAACCGACCCGCUGCGCGUCCGCUGGAUCCCGGCGUUCUUCCCGUUCACGUCGCCGUCUUACGAGGUGGAAGUGUGGUUCCGAGGCAAAUGGCUCGAGAUCUUAGGAUGCGGUGUGGUGCAGCAAAGGACGCUAGACAAGGCAGGUGUGCCGGAUCGACUCGGUUGGGCAUUUGGUCUCGGUCUGGAACGCAUCGCCAUGGUGCUCUACUCGAUCCCGGACAUUCGACUUUUUUGGACGCAGGACCCGCGCUUCUUGGGUCAAUUCGCUAGCACAAGCAGCAACGAGGUCUCAGCAGCUGGAGGUCAAGCCAAGCGCAGUUCUGGAAAGCCAAAGUUGUUGACGUUCAAGCCGUACUCCAAGUAUCCACCGUGCUACAAGGAUGUCUCUUUCUGGUUGCCACAAGAGCGUGCAUUCCACGAAAACGACCUGUUCGAGAUCGUUCGCGACCGAGUGGGCGAUCUGGUUGAGGAUGUGGUCAAGAUCGAUGACUUUGUGCAUCCCAAGACGAAGAAGCAAAGUCUGUGCUACCGCAUCAACUACCGGUCCAUGGAUCGAUCGCUCGAGAAUGACGAGGUGAACCAGCUUCACUCGGACGUCCUGAAGAAGCUCGUGGAUCAGCUUUCCAUCGAAAUUCGAUAG